Molecule: messenger RNA, 1692 nt
Organism: Psilocybe cubensis
Lineage: Eukaryota; Fungi; Basidiomycota; Agaricomycetes; Agaricales; Agrocybaceae
Exons: 5
Coding region: 1-1692 (563 amino acids)
Source: RefSeq, a predicted model, not a curated record
AUGCCGAUGAAAAUCAAGGAACUGGAAAUCCAAAACAAAGCAUGGCGAGACGAAAAUCUUAAACUUUUCGAAGACAACCAACGUCUGGUGAACACAGUCAAAUCACUGAAUGCUACUAUUUCUAUGACAAAGCUCCCCGAGUCUGCUCAGUUCCAACGAAUUAGCGAUUUGGAAUCAGAAGUUCGACGGCUGCAGGCCGAAAAUGAACGCAUUCGGUUGCUCGUUGAAGUACCUGAUACACUUCAGACCGAGUACGCAAAGUUAGUUGAGAGUCAGAGAAUGAUGCGAAAUUCCUACAUGUCCAUUCGUGAGGAAAAUCGCAGGCUUUCGGAGCAACUUCAAGGAUUUAUUCAGCAUGGACAACCGCCCCAGCCAGCGCUGCAGCAUGAUUCGGGACGUCAUCAAACAAUACCUACAUCCUACAACAUCCAACACUCUAUAGCGCCUCUAGCCCAUAUCCAAAAUCAACAUGCUAUGCCAUCACAAGGACAGUAUCCAUUCUCGUCGUCUCUAGGCUCGGCUCCCCUUCCUCAAUACAAUACUCAUACAGAGCAAAGAAACCCACUCAUGCAAACUCAGGCUGCAGUCUUUCAAAACAGACAACAGUCGCGUUCAAAUCCAAGCUCUCGCAGAUCGUCCUUGAAUCUAGUUAGCCCUGCUAUGUAUCCAUAUCAACAGAUACAUGUUCAAGGAAGCGAUCCUGCAAUCCAGAGACAACAGCAACCGUAUGCACAACCAAACUCUUCCUCCAACAGCAUAACGCCUUCAGGUACACAUGUACAACAAAAUACAAGACGGUCAUCUUUGCCAAUCACAUAUCAUAACUGGGGCCCCAACCCCUGCGUUCAUGACGAGCGGCGGAGUCCCUCCGCGGUUCCCUAUGCCUCGGAAGAACAACUUUCAAAUUCUGCAACGACAGUGUCAUCUAUUCAGUCGUCUCGUGGUACAGCAACACCACCAACACCUAUAAAGGUAUCUCACAAUCUCGCUCAACAAUCUCAAUUCGCUGCCCUAGUCUCCACUCCUUCUGCCCCGCCUGCCCCUCUGACAGAAGAAACUGUACAGCCAGUGGCCAGUACAAUCGCACCUCAAGAUACACAUAUUAGCCAGCCAGACAUGUCACUGAAUCAGCCAGUUCAUUCUAUGGUCAUCACAUCCCAGGCUUUACCUAGUACAGUCACUCCGAAUCAGCAAGUUUUUUCAAAUCACAAUAUACAGGAAGAAAAAACCACUUCCAGUCAAAAUUUACAACAAGAUCUGAAUACGUCAUCUUCCUCCGUCGAGCAGGUGGACCUCAGUACUUCUUCCGCUCCCAUCAAUCCGAACUCAUCUAUAGAUCAAAGUACAUCCGAGGUCGCAGACCCCCCAUCAGAGAUACAAAAUCAGGCGUUUGUGAUGCAAGUUGAUGCUUCUUCCGGGGUGGACGAGGAAGAAGUUGAACAGGAGUCAGAUGUUGGCCCAGAUGGGCUUCGACUACUGCAAAUUUGUCUGGAGGAUCUAUUCGGUGAACCAGACGAAAACGGUCGAGUGAAUUGUAAACUUUGCUUACACCGGUACCAAAGGAAUAUACAAUCAAACGCUCCGCCCACUUUUAUCAAUGCGACUGAUGAGGAGCUGGUAGCACACGCUGUUGCUGAGCACAAGCGUGCAUGGGAUCAUAUUCGACAGCCUGAAGUUGAAGGGCAGGAAUGA